Molecule: messenger RNA, 870 nt
Organism: Aplysia californica (California sea hare)
Lineage: Eukaryota; Metazoa; Mollusca; Gastropoda; Aplysiida; Aplysiidae
Product: putative peptidyl-tRNA hydrolase PTRHD1
Exons: 2
Coding region: 144-506 (120 amino acids)
Molecular function (GO): peptidyl-tRNA hydrolase activity
Source: RefSeq, a predicted model, not a curated record
GUUUCAAGCACCAGGCAGGAUCCGCUACCGAACUAGAUCUAUAACUAGAUCUACCUCACCCUUUUUCUUCCACAAACCACACUACAGGCUUCUGCUAUUUUAGUUUGUAUCGUCAACGAAGUCUUUGUGAGAGACUUGGAAUUAUGGCAGCCAGUCCUAUUGUUCAGUACGUCGUCAUAAGAAGCGAUCUCGUGUCGAAACUGAAAUGGCCAACUGGGGCAUUGAUAGCUCAGGCCUGCCAUGCAUGCACUGCUGUUACCCAUCUUUAUUACAAGGAUGAAGCCACCCAAGAAUACCUUGCUGAUCUCGAUAGAAUGCACAAGAUAAUUUUGGAGGCCAAAGACGAAGAGAGCUUAAGCAAACUGGCAGAAACGUUAACCACGGAGAAUAUUUCUCACAAACUGUGGGUGGAGCAGCCGGAGAACUUCCCCACAUGCCUGGCUGUGAAGCCCUACAGAAAAGAAGAGGUUCAAAAGUUUUUCAAGCCUUUCAAACUUUUCAAGUAGAACAAUGCAAUUUUUAGAAUCGUUCGUUGAUACUGUUUGAGUUUGUAGCCAUUAACCUAACUUUCUGGCGCUGAAUGUUGUUUUAAGAUUUGACAUAAUUCAAUAAUUCCGACUGAUAUCAGAUAAUGUUUGGAAUAGGAGUGUGCAAGCUUGUCAAUGAAAGGCCACUGUGUAUAUCCCUCAAGAUAUGAGACAGCAAGCAUUAGGUCCUAAACUGGGAGAUCUUUUUUUUUUUUUUCAGUUAGAGACUUUCAACAUGUUCAUUCAAUUUGUGUCUCUGUAAUUUUAGCAGUUUCUAUCAAGAUGUCUCUAAGAAAGUCAUAUGCUUGGGAUUACUUUAAGAAAAUGAAAGACGAAAAAAGCA